CUUAGGGACCAGUAAAGCGCUAUACAGAUACAGGCUAUUUACCAUUUAUCCGAGGGAGAAAAAUCAGCUGAAGCUUUUGUGCUGACAUUCAUUUCAAGUUGGGGUUGCUUUUUAUUGCUGCGGAAUGACAAAAUCUGGAGGUGAAGGCAUAGCAGGAAAAGGUUGGGAACCACUUCAUUAAAAAUAAUAAGAGGGGAAAAAAUAUAGAAUUUAUGUAUGAAUUUGAAACACAAGAAAACUCAGAGACUGAAGUUUUGUAAAAAUACAACUUCUAGGAGGGCUGUUGCAAACUAUUAUUAUAGAUAUCAGUGUUUUAUAAGUUGCUGCUAAGUGCAGAUGUGAAAAAGAAUAAAGUAGGUCCCAUCUCAUUUAACAUUUUACUGCUCAGUUUGCCUUGCAUGCAAGUUAUAUAAUGCUGUCUGUAUUUAGUUCUGUGUUCUUUUGAUGUGCUUGUGGUAGUGGAGAUGUAUAAUUGCAGCCAGAGGGAGUCUUGGGCAGACAGCAGCUGGAGUCAGGAGGAGAGAUGCACAUAUCAGCCCCAGGUGUCUUCCCUUUCCACCGCUCACUAUAAUUCCUCCAGUGAGAGGCAGAGCUCUCAGACCUUGGCCAUCUAUCAGUACUCACAGACACCAGACAGCUCCAUGUCAUCUCAGGCUUCCUGUUCUGCCUCCUCCUACUGGGAUUUCUCUCUCCAAAUGCAGACUGAAGCCUAUUAUCAGUACUCACAGACAUAUUCCCACAGAAAGUGCUCUGAACCCCCUGCUUACAAGUCCAGCCAGUCUCUGUCAUUUUCUCAGCAUGAGGUUCCUGAGACGCCAGCAACUUUCUGUCAUGGAGACAGAUAUACCCUGUCCUUCCAAAUACCAGAGAGGCUCUCUGAACAUGAAACUACACCACGGAAAAACUCAACAAAAGAAAUCAGACCACCUUUCAUAGUGAAUAUAUUUCCAGACGAUGAAGCUCCUGACAUCAUGCUUCCAACAACAGAGCAAUCUAAUUGUCAUAAAGAGGAGCCUGCUGCAGUUUGUCAUCCAGUAUCGUCGUGCCUUAAAAUAUAUGAAGGGAGAGAAAGCAGGGCAUCAGGUGCACAGACAGAAAAGGUUGGUAAAGACAGCUGGCAUAUUGCCACAAAACUACAAGACACCAGAGCUCCAGGAAGUCGAUUAAAAUGGAAGCAGCCUCUAUCUGACCCCACUGAAGCAGCCAGUGGUGGAGCAGGAGACAGAGUUGUGCUAUACCAGCAGUCAGAAUCUGAAACAAUCAACACUGGAAGGGCACAUCUACCUCCUAGUGUCUUUAUUACAAGACAGGAGAACUGUUGUGAUGCACAUUUGCCCAAGUUGAUGAGAAAUAUAGUUGGGAAGGAAGAUGAGGUGCUGAUAGCAGAUACAGAACAUAUCACUGAGCUGGGAACCAGACAGAUUUCAAACAUAUGCCGUGAAAUUCAAAACGCAGUAAAUGAAGCUGCAAGGAAAGAGAGAGAAAAUCGAGAUGUGAGUGCACUUCACGCAAAAGGAUCUGCCUAUGAAAUGGAGCGAGUUGUGCCUGUGAGAACCAUUGAAGACACCACAGUUAAAAGCCAUUUGAACUCAUUAGACAUCAGAGACGAUUUUGUUGACAGCGGCACUAAAAGUGAAACACGUGGGGAGAAUGAAGAAAAUGGUUUAGAAUAUAUAGUCAGUGCCUCUGAAGUCAAUACUGAACACUCCCUUGAUACUGAGAAUAAAGCAACAACAGUUGAACAUGAAUAUCCACAAAAGAUCUCCAUAUCUUUAGGAAGUGGACUCCAGGAUGUGAGCCACUGCUACACUGAAAAGCCUCAGAACAAGGAUCAGAUUGGGACCAACACAGCAGAGAACGACCACACUCAGGAGCAGUCUGAGGCCAGGAGCGUCAGCCUCCAGGACAACAGCGCUGAAAACAUAGAAAAGACAGAGGUGAUGGAGGCCAAAAUGGAAGCUACAUUUCAGAAUAAAACAAUGGCAAACACUAAUCAUCAGAUGGCGCAGGGACAGUGUGAGACACAUGAUGGAAAACUUGCAGAGUUUCUCGGAAUGGACACUGAAGAGGGAAAAGGGGGAGAAGACAGAGAGGCAGAGGAAGUGGCAGCUGUGGACAGUGAUGUUGACAAUAAAUCUGCAGGGAACUCAGAGGGAGAAAGGGCUGCUAUGCCAACAUUGUCCCAGGAGUGUGGGGCUAAUGGGUCGGGGAUUAGAGCUGCCCGUCUCAGUAGCAGCCAGCAGCAGCAUGACAAUGCAAAAACCACUAAUGGAAGCACCAGAGGGAGUAGCUCGAGCUUGGUACUGGCCCCAACAAUCACUGUUGCGCCUGGACAAAACCUCUUCUCAGUGCAGGAAUUGACUUCAGCUGUUGUAGCACCGAAGAAAGAAAAUCGAAAACUAAAAAAUUCUCCAAGUCAUCCUUGCAUGAAACUUUCCUUCCCCCUAAAGAGGAAACGUGAAGCAUGUCAGCACGAAAACACUGACCCUCCUGCCAAAAUCAGCCUAAGCAGAUGCCCUCCAAAAUGGGAGCCUCCUCGAUCCUCACAAGAGAAACCAAGGGAAGGAAGAGUUAGGGAGUCAAAGAGUGCCAGAGAACCACAGGGGAAAGCAAGUCCUUCACAUGAAACAAGAGCAGCGUCUGGGGCGUGUACACAUCUAGAUGCCUCAAACCCAACUCAGCAAAACAGGCAGAAUAAAAUGGAAAAACUAUCAAGGGAAUUACCAGGGAAGGCUUCCAUUCACCCCCCACUUUCCAAACCACGCAAACCCAAGCAAGCUGCAUGUGAAACCAACCCCACCACAAGUGGGCCCAAAGGUUUCCAAAAACUAGUUAGGAACAGUGAGCCGCCGACCCAAUCCAAAGCUGGCUGUCUGGCUGCAAGCUUGACAUGUGACCCUAGAGUAAAGUACUCUGGAAAACUUAAACCAGAUGAGAAGGUGCAGAUGCUUGAGAUCGCUGGGCAGGCUAAGGUGUUGGUGCUAACAAUGGUGUACCAAGAUGGAAGCACUCAGUUAGACGCAGAACAGAAGCUCACUCCACCAGCGUGUGGCCUCCUCAUACUAAUGAAGAACGAACUGGACUGCAGCACGCCGGAGGGUGCGCUCGGCCCAAACGACACUCUGGUCUACUUAAAACUAGAACACACACCUGCAUGGGCCCAACAACAAGUCCAUCAGAGCCAGCAGCUCUUUACUAGAGAUAUGCUGCUACAGGUGCUAUCGAGAUCUCAACUGGUGGUGUGCUAUAAAUCCAAGGAUUUGCUUCGUACAGUUCUGCAGUUUUACAGACGAGACCUCAGCUGGAAACAAGUGGCAGGCUGUCAUAUCCAGGACCCACAGGUGUCAGGGUGGCUGCUGGAUCCCACAGACCCGUCCUCCUGCUAUCAGGAGCUUCUCCAUAAAUACUGCAAAAGACCCCACACAUUACCUGCCCUGGGUGCCCAGAAAGUUUCUCAGAUUAUCUCAGGUCUCUGUUGGCUCUACAGGCUUAAUAUGAAGCUAUGCUCUGAGCUACAUAGCCAAGGGCUGUGGCAGCUCUACUCAGAUAUGGAGCUGAACAUGAUCCCUGUUCUGGCAGCCAUGGAGAGCCACCGCAUCCAUGUUGAUAAGGAGGCACUAAAGAGAACUUCAGACUUGCUGGGGACUAAAAUGAAGCAACUGGAGCAGGAAGCACACCGAGCAGCUGGACAAAUAUUUCUGUUGACCAGCAACACUCAGCUACGAACAAUUCUGUUUGAGAAGCUGCGUCUUCAUGAGCGCUGCGAAAACAAGAAGCUUCCCAAGACCAUCGGCAAACAGCAGCAGUCAACAUCCGAAGCUGCAUUGUUGCAGCUUCAGGGCCUGCACCCUCUGCCAAAAAUAAUCCUGGACUACAGGCAGGUUCGCAAAAUCAAAUCUACUUUUAUUGAUGGGAUUUUGUCGUGCAUGAUGAGCAAGAGCUACAUUUCCUCUACGUGGCACCAGACCAGUGUUGUGACUGGGAGAAUCUCUGCAAAACACCCAAACUUCCAGGCCCUGCCAAGGCAGCCACUUCAAAUCACCAAGAAGCAGUACAUCCAAGGAAAAGAAGACGAGGUGGUGACUGUGCAUCCUCGGGCCAUGUUCAUUCCUCAGGAGGGCUGCACGUUUCUUGCUGCAGACUUUUGUCAGGUGGAGCUGCGUCUGUUGGCUCACCUGUCCUCUGACCCUGAGCUGCUUCGCAUUUUUACCAACCCGCAGGCCGACGUCUUUACCAUGCUGGCCUCUCAGUGGAAGGGGUUGAGUGAGAAAGAGGUGACAUCUGAGGACAGAGAGCAUGCCAAACGCGUUGUGUACUCUGUUGUUUAUGGAGCAGGCCGCGAGCGUCUGUCGGGUAUCUUGGGGGUUAGCAGUGAGCAGGCCAGCCAAUUCCAAGAUCGCUUCCUCCAGACCUACAGAGACGUCCAGGGCUUCAUCCAGAGAACCAUCCAGCAGAGCCACAAACAAGGUUAUGUGCUGUCCAUUAUGGGUCGCAGACGGAACCUCCCCAAUAUCAACUCCCCAGACUGGGCCAUCCGCAUGCAAGCUGAGAGGCAAGCUGUCAACUUUGUGGUCCAGGGUUCUGCUGCGGAUCUCUGUAAGAUGGCCAUGAUCAGAAUCUUUAACCUGGUCUCCUCCUCCAGCUCGCUGUCUGCCAGGCUUAUAGCUCAGCUCCAUGAUGAGCUUCUGUAUGAAGUGGAGGACUCCCAGGUGCAACAGUUUGCAGCUCUGGUAAGAAGUAGCAUGGAGUCGCUACAGCACAUUGAUCAUCUGGGAGUCCAUCUGAAAGUGCCCCUGAAGGUGGCAGUCUCCAGUGGCAAGUCUUGGGGGUCCAUGUCUGAGCUUGACGUCCCUCCAAUGUUCCCCUCUCUUUGAGCGCGUCGCCUCCCUCCCUUCACCUCCUCGACGGCGACGCCUCUCUGUUGAAUCUGCUUCUUCUCCCCCUCGAUGAGCUCCUUUCUUCCCCUCAUAGUCUCCUCUUCAUCUGUACCCCUUCACUUGUCCUGCAUCCUCAUCACUAUGGAAACCAGCCAGCUGAAGCUCCCACUUACUUUUUCUCCAUCCGUAUCCGGGGGCAACGGCAGGAGCCUCAGACUGGAUCGCACCAGUUUGGUGUUUUUUUUUCUUGCUCUCUCUCUCUCUCUCCAUCCUCCAGAAAAAGAUUCCUUGUCCUCUUCCUCUCCUCCUCCUCAUCUCCUCCUCCGUUUUCUCACUAUUUUCUUAGAUGUUUUUCUGGUCGUUGCCAAGGUGAACACUUCAUGUUCAAGAGAGGGCGUGAUAUUUAUCGGUUCAUAAAAUUGUUUCAGGUUUUUUAAAAAAAAAAAAAGAAGUAGUUAACCUCUUUAUCUCUGUGGUGUUUUAUAGAAAAGACUUCCUUGUAUUUAUUGUUCUUUUGCCUUUUGUGUGUGUGUGUGUUUAAUAAACCUCACAUGUUCUUGUAAAUAUUCCCGGUCCCACUGUUUAUCUCCCAUUUUCAUGCAUUUAUUUCUGAAGCUAAUUUGCAUGCUACAUUUUAGCAAGCUCUUCGUGGAUUCGUGUUUAUCGAGUCCUUUGAGGGAUAAAUCAUACUUGGAAAAAGCAUUAAAACAGAAAUGAGCUGCAUUUAAAACAUUUUGCUGUUUUAAUGCAACGAAGCUUCGAUGUGUUCAGAGACACUUGUGUGUAAUAAACUUCACCUCGUGUUGGCUGCAUUCAUGACUCAGAGCAGAUGAUCUAAUUUUUCUCUGCUCUUCGCUCUCUGCAGCUCAUCUUUUAUCUGCUCACUUGGCUCCAGCCCACUCGCCCCUUUUGUCUUGUUUUUUUGCCUCUCUCUCUCACACACGCACACAUUCCACAAAUGCUCGUAUGGACACGUACAUGCACGCACGUCCACCGACACCCACACUUUCCAUCCGUGCAGCCGAAAUGAAUGCGCUCGCGCACAUUCAGCGGCUUCCAGGCACACUGACCGACUUUCUUUAUCUGUGGCAGCCACAGCUAAACACUUUUUAUAGUGUCCUGCAAUUAAGACCCUUCGAGCCUGCAAAAUGUGUCUGGCAGAACCAUACGCCUUGUGACAAGAUCAACAAAGCCUAACCCCCCCAUUAUGCAUUUGAAAUGUCACAUCACGUUGGCUGCUAAUUGUAGAAGUUGUCGGGACAAAGGUGCAUGUGGAACAUCCAGCAGAUCCAACAUGAGUAGUGUCUUGUCAUGCACUUAAAUUCCUGUAGUUUCCCUUGUUUUUUGUUUUUAUUCCAGAGAAAUCAACCUUCCCUUUUCCGCUCCAUUAGAGAAGUGUUUCUCACCAGGUCAGUCUGAGUAGUUCAGAGCAAGACCAAGGGACAGUGUUAUGGAA
Haplochromis burtoni (Burton's mouthbrooder) is the source of this 6333-nucleotide messenger RNA. RefSeq names its product polymerase (DNA directed) nu (gene poln). Lineage: Eukaryota; Metazoa; Chordata; Actinopteri; Cichliformes; Cichlidae. Bases 465 to 4874 code for a protein of 1469 amino acids. Gene Ontology annotation, molecular function: DNA binding; DNA-directed DNA polymerase activity. The record is from RefSeq and is a predicted model, not a curated record. Gene Ontology annotation, biological process: DNA-templated DNA replication; double-strand break repair. The transcript has 26 exons.